AUGCUUCCAGGUCUUGCUUAUCGGGGGGGUGAUGUGCUUGGAAGGGGUGAGGCGUUUCGACUGAAACUGCACGAUUCCAGGUCUUGCUCAACGAAACACAAAACUGCAAGGCCAAAGGCCUGCAGCAAACCUCAUGAAGGCUCCAGGCACCAUCUGCAGGCUCCAGACUUGAUAUUGGUUCCAUUUGAACACACUCUCCCAGAAAGAGGCCGAGCCAAUCUGGGCAACUCGCACCCUGACACGCUGAAGCGCAUCUUCGCCUUACCCGAGCUGCUGGAGCGCUGCGGCCGGCUGACGGAACCGUCAUGGCUUUUUGGGGCCCUGGGACCCUUGAAGCAGGCCGAGCUGCUCUUCCGUGAGGAGCUCGAGCUGUGCACCCCGGCUCGGAGCAGGGUUGGGGCUCCGGGCAGGAGGAUCAGGCUUGUUAUAGAGUGCAGGUUUGGGGUGGCCCUUCUGGCCGCGUGCUGA
Messenger RNA from Symbiodinium natans, 468 nucleotides. Lineage: Eukaryota; Dinophyceae; Suessiales; Symbiodiniaceae. The record is from the annotation of a GenBank genome assembly.